Molecule: messenger RNA, 849 nt
Organism: Alternaria viburni
Lineage: Eukaryota; Fungi; Ascomycota; Dothideomycetes; Pleosporales; Pleosporaceae
Exons: 2
Coding region: 1-849 (282 amino acids)
Source: RefSeq, a predicted model, not a curated record
AUGGCGAAACUCUCCGAUAACACCACUUCAGUCAUGCACGCUCAAACACAGAGUCCGCUGUUCCAGCUGCCCGGAGAAAUCCGCAACAGGAUCUACUACUACGCACUUGACAUGUGCUUCAUACAUUCUUCACGCCGAUCGGCACAAAGCACCUCCGCGCCCGGUUCCAUCAAUCUACAAGGACAUCUGGAGCAACACCAAUCUUCUACGACCCUCUUGCUCGCCUGCAAAGCAAUAUGCCAAGAGGCCGAAUCUCUAUUCGCAGAACUCACUCCCGCAGAGGUUGAUCUCCAGGUCACAAAGCGACUCAGCCGAACUGCAAAACGCACACUAAACUCGUUCAUGCGGGUCGUCAUACAGUACCCAGUCGAGAACGAGAGAAGGAAGCGAGAAGGCAGAAGCUCGGCCAAAUUAGGUUGGGAGCUGUUCAAAGCUCUCAAGCUAUAUACACGCGAAUCGGCAAAUCUUUGCCAAAACCGAGAUAUGCGUCGAGAGGCUACAGUCCAUUAUGGAUUGCGCUGGCCAAGUCGCUUCCAGUUCGCCGGGGCCAUCAAGAGAAUGGCCAAGGACAGGUAUACGUACUGGGCAGUCGAAAUCCAGUACGAGUACUACGACACUGGAGAUGUUUCAGAACUUCGAGAACUACGCUACAUUGCUUGGGCGAGAGAUGAGGUGGAGAAACUGGGCAAGCGGAUUCGGUUCUUCGUCACGAUCUUUCAUGGUGGCCCUGCCAAGAGAACUUUCCCUCUGCUAGAGGCUGUUCUUGGCUAUCGAGGCAUUGGGGAGGGUGAGAUGCUGGAUUCUGUGUUGGUGGGUGAGAACUGGUGGUCUGUGGAGUUGAGCCUCUGA